CAGGGACUGGAGGGAGAAACAGGAAAGAGGAGGGGGAGAGAGCUCCUGGGUUGCUGCCGCUGCUGCUGUUGCUGCUGCUGUUGCUGCUGCUGCUGCUGCUGCGAGAGGCUGUUUCUUUACUCUCCCUGGCAGGCUCUCCUGCUGCCUGGGAAAGUGGGUUACAGAGGGAAGGAGCUCAGCCCAGACGCUGGCAGAGAAGCAGCCAGAUACACAGAGUCUAAGGAAGCACCCCUACCAUUGACAGUCGCCUCCUCAUCAUUAAAGCAUUUUAUAUUUGCACUCUUCCUUCGGAAAAUUUGUUCCUCCACUUUCUCCCCUACUCCUGCUUGGAUUUGAUGAGGGCUUUGUUAAAUCUCAGAGGGGAAACAGACUGAGCGAGGGAAAGAGCGAGGCAAAGUGGAAGGGAGUGCGCGCUGGACCCGCCCGAGCAGCCUUGGCAGUGGCUGCGAGCCCCGCGCGCUAGAGCCCCUCUCCGUGGCCAGCAGCGCGCACACGCGAGUCCACCGCGGACCAACUCGCCGAGGCCACCAUGGUCGGGAGAGUUCAGCCCGAUCGGAAACAGUUGCCGCUGGUCCUACUGAGACUGCUCUGCCUUCUUCCCACAGGACUGCCCGUUCGCAGCGUGGAUUUUAACCGAGGCACGGACAACAUCACCGUAAGACAGGGGGACACGGCCAUCCUCAGGUGUGUGGUAGAAGACAAGAACUCGAAAGUGGCCUGGUUGAACCGCUCUGGCAUCAUCUUCGCUGGACACGACAAGUGGUCUCUGGACCCUCGGGUUGAGCUGGAGAAACGCCAUGCUCUGGAAUACAGCCUCCGAAUCCAGAAAGUGGAUGUCUAUGAUGAAGGAUCCUACACGUGCUCAGUUCAGACACAGCAUGAGCCCAAGACCUCCCAAGUUUACUUGAUCGUACAAGUUCCACCAAAGAUCUCCAACAUCUCCUCGGAUGUCACUGUGAAUGAGGGCAGCAAUGUAACCUUGGUCUGCAUGGCCAAUGGGCGCCCUGAACCUGUUAUCACCUGGAGACACCUUACACCACUCGGAAGAGAAUUUGAAGGAGAAGAAGAAUAUCUGGAGAUCCUAGGCAUCACCAGGGAACAGUCAGGAAAAUAUGAGUGCAAGGCUGCCAACGAGGUCUCCUCGGCAGAUGUCAAACAAGUCAAGGUCACUGUGAACUACCCACCCACUAUCACAGAAUCGAAGAGCAAUGAAGCCACCACAGGACGACAAGCUUCCCUCAAAUGUGAGGCCUCAGCGGUGCCUGCACCUGACUUUGAGUGGUACCGGGAUGAUACCAGGAUAAACAGUGCAAAUGGCCUUGAGAUUAAGAGCACUGAGGGGCAGUCCUCCCUGACGGUGACCAAUGUCACUGAGGAACACUAUGGCAACUAUACCUGCGUGGCUGCCAACAAGCUCGGCGUCACCAAUGCCAGCCUAGUCCUUUUCAAGCGUGUUUUACCCACAGUCCCCCACCCCAUUCAAGAAAUUGGCACCACCGUGCACUUCAAGCCAAAAGGACCCGGGUCGGUGAGAGGAAUCAACGGAUCCAUCAGUCUGGCCGUACCACUGUGGCUGCUGGCAGCAUCGCUGUUCUGCCUUCUCAGCAAAUGUUAAUAGAAUAAAAAUUUCAAAAUAAUUACAAAAACACACAAAAAGAUGCGUCACACAGAUACAGAGAGAGAGAGAGUGCAAGAUGGGGGGGGAGACUAGUGUUUCACAGGAUUGUGUGUUUAUAAAUGAAGGGGGAAUAUGAAAAAUGAAGAAAAUACAACACUAAAAACAGUUUUAAGAUCCUUCAAUAAAAAUCUGAGUAUAAUUUAGGGUGGGAAAACCUCUCCCAGAAUAUGUGUCUAUCUUCUAAGACUGCUGUGUAAAGAUUCCAUCAUGCUAAGAAUGCCUGAUGUUGUACAAAUGAGACUAUUCAAGAAGUACCAGAUGGAUAUUAACUCUCCCACACUUUAUCCUUCCUUCAUCCAUUUUCAUCUGUGGGGAAAAAAGAAGGUCUUGCCUUUGGUGUUUAUACUUCCAUAACCUUUUAUUCUGUUUUUCAUUUGAACGUAUGUGUCACCAUUUUGGACUAUCAACGGAAACCUGUGUUGAGCCUUUCUCAGGCUCCCCUGCCUCGAUCAUCUCUCUAACUUUUAAGGACAUCCCCUUCCCCUGCCAGUGUGUUCUAUCCCCCCUCCCAGCACACCCAUUCCAAAUAUUCCCCUUUUCUCUACCCCACCUCCCUUUGCCCCAGCAACCCUGAACGCUAGUCAUGCCGCAAACGCUAGGAAGUACCAUUUUCAUCUUCUCCACUGUGCGCGUGCGCUCAAGUCUCUCGCUCUCACGUAGAUGUACAUGUGUGUGAGCGUGUAUGUGUCUUUCUCUAAAGCAUGCCAGGGGAAUGGUCCAUGUGUACAUAGACCCAUUGUGCUGUAGAUACUGUCCUGCACUGUAGUUGUGAGGUGCGGCUGUCACAGGUUGCUGGGGGAGACGGGCUGGGUGGGAGGCAAGGAGCAGCAUCCCUCCCCAUUCAUGGCCGUCACAUGACAUCAGUGUGCAUUCAAACCAAGCUGUGCUCCUUCUGAGGGCAGGACCCCAUACCCCUGCUGGUCUCAUUUUCAGAACCCAGCUGGGAGUCACUCAGAAUAUCACUGUACAUGAAAGUGCCUACUAUCACUGGGGUGAGCAGACAGGGAACAGAUCCGUGGCCUGGAUGAUAUGACCUAGGGGAGGAAGAUGGUCUCUGAUUUCACUCUUAGCUCACAAGCCUGGAGUAUCCAUCAGUUUCAAGGCUUUAUAAAAGUUAAACCCCACUGCAGAAAGGAGCAGCAUAUAUUGAACAAAUCUCCAGAAACAAGCGAUUAACUGAGUGGUAACCCCCCCCUCCCAAGGGAAGUAGGAGCCUAUGGUGACCCUAAGCAAGCCUGCUAAUCUUCAAGUAACACUGCAUUUGCCCCAUAAGGCCCCUAAUUGGAGAUUCUUGGCCCAAUAAAAUAUUGUGAAUGAGACAUAAAACAUAGAGAGAUGCCCGAAUCUUCUGUAGAGGCUGCUAAACCUCUAAUGCAAAGUAUUGGUCAGCACAAAAUAAGAAUUCCAGGCUUGAUUCUCCUUUGUGGAUUCUUAUCCUUGAAUUCAAGACUAAUGCUUUAUUGGUUUCCUGCCCCACUGCUGAUGCAUGUGGCACCAUUGCCCAUAGAGGCCAGUCAGUAUCCUAAGCCAGGCCACUGGGGCGCUGAGUGCACUCACCUUCCCUACUCUGCUUAGAGUCCUCUUCACACUAACACUGAAACCUGAGCUACUUGUUUAACCAUAAGGAGGUCUGAGCAACCUGAGAUGAGCCCAAGCAGAAGUAUGAGCAUUCCCAAGCCCUGCAUCGUUGUAGUUGUAUCGCCAACAGCGUUGGCCUAGGGGAGGUUUUACAGGAAGGCUGCCUCUCUGCAUGUGGGGAUCUCUGCUAGGAAACCAGCAGCUGCUUUCCCUUAAAACUAUAUAGAAGCAUCCAAAGUAAUUCACUUUAGGAAAGGAUGAAGGGUUAUUGCUGAGGUCAUAACGCAAUGUUAUCUCACAGAGCCAUGGCCCAUCAAGUUUUCUAACCUUUGAAAUGGCUGUCACAGGAUACAAAAUGAAGGGAAAGAAGGAAGAAAAGAAAGAUAAAGAAGAAGGAAGGAAGAAAGGAAGGAAGGAAGAAAGAAAGGAAGCAAGGAAGGGAGGAAGGAAGAAAAGAAGGAAGGAAGGAAGGAAGGGAGGAAGGAAGGAAAGAAGGAGGGAGGGAAGAAAAGAAGGAAUAUGAGCAGUAUUUUAUAUUUCUUCUAAGGAAUUACAUCAUUUAGUUUAUAAAUCUGCCACAUCCUGUCUUCAUUGUUUUCAGUUUUGACAUGUUCCAGGGGACAGACAGGGCUCAGGAUGCAUAAAAGUAUUUAUGGAUGAUCAAGAGAUAGGAUAGGAAUCCCUAUCCAAGAGUGUAGCUAGUAAUACAUAAGGAAGGGGUCCCACAUUCCAAUAUGAUACAUUGGCAAUCAAGGACUUCUCUAGAAGUCUAGUUCUCUUGUACUGAAGGAAACGUGUUUCCCAUGUUAAAGAGCCCUCCACAUCCUUAAGUAAAGUCUUAGAAGAGUGCAUACUGGUCUAGAUAAAAGGGAUAAGGAAACGGAAGUUAAUUCAGCAUCAUUUAGUAUUAGUUUCAGAAAUGGAUGUCAUAGGCUUUGAUAAUGCACCUGGUCUUCAGGGUCCCCACCCUAUCAUAAGGACAAGCUCUGGGUUUUUGUGGGAGGAGUCUCUCCUUUGGAAAGGAUUCCUGGCCAUGCCAAUAUCAUUUGUUCUCUUUGUUUUAUUAUAAAUGGCCCAUAGAGCAAACAGCUAACUUUUUUUUUUUAAUGUGAUGUUUGCUCAUAUCCCCAGCAAGAUCUGAGAUUUUUUUUUUUUUUUUAAAGAACGUCUCUCCCAUGUGGAGAAAACCUAGGCUUCACCAUAUGCCACAUAGUUUUGAGAAUGUUCCUAAGUCACAUGCAGAACUGAGGAAAUGUUCUUUGAAGCAAGAUUAGAAUCACCAUAGGGCCAGAUGACCUACACCAAGAUGUCAUACGACUGACAGAAAAAUUCAUGAUAUUGCUGUAAAUCUGUCCAAUGAUCUCACUUGUUGUUAAUCAAAGUACUGAAUGAAAAACAAGUGAUUGGAACAAAUAGGUAGCAAGGAGUGAAAGAAUGCAUUCAUAAGCGUGGACCACUCAUGGAUUUUAUAUCCUUUGCAUACAAAAUGAAAGUUAUGCCAUUCAUAAGACAAAAUCUUUAGCCUCAGCUUUCAGUUUAAAAAGUAGAAAUUACUUUGACCCAGGGCAGGCCCCGAAGAAGGCUAACUCUCCUGGAUUCUACAACUGCAGAAUUGUCUAUUCUCCUUGCAGCUGGUGAUCAGAAUGACUUCGCCUAAUGAGAGGCACAUUGUUCUUGUGAGACUUAAAAUCACUUUCUUCCAAAACAAUGACAGCUUAUGGAAAAGUAGGCAUGUUUUCUGUUUGAAAGGAUUUUUUCCUUUAGCUCUUGCAUUCUCUUCCAAGUCAGACAAAUAUCCCCCCCCCUUACCAUGAACAUUUUUUUCUUUAAAUUCAUAGACAACUGAGGCUAUUCAAAGAGACCUUAUAACAAUACUCGUGAUUUUUACGUUCUUGGAGGACCAACACAAAAGUGUGUUUCUCCUCCAAAGAUGGACUUUACCUCCUCUGCCUACAGAAACUAAACUCCUCAGCAUGAAACUGCUUUUUGAGUCCUUUCUUCUCAGCCCACAGUCACAGGGUCCUCUUUGAGAUGACUACGAUGUGACAUCUUUUAUUGGCUAGUCUUCCUCAAGUUUUAAUUUUGUCCUUUAUAGGCUUUGGGUUCUUUGUGCAAAAACAAAAAAUUAUAUGUGUGUGUAUGUAUUGUUUUAGAUCUUAUCUUUACAAAUGAUAUAUUUACAACAAUGUAUGUAUUAUAAGAAAAAUUUAGAACGAUGGUUUAAACUUAAAAGGAAGAGAGGUAUUGGAUUUGGUUUAUUUUUUAAAAAGCGCUAUGGUUCAUUUAGAAAAAUGUGGAUGCCUUUCUGUCCACUUUGUUAUUAUUUGUUUAAAGGAAAUUUGCUUAUGCGACCACGUGCUACAGGAUUAACCAUGUCCUCAUGGUUUUUCUUAUUCUCACAAAUUCUCAGCCUGGAUUUAGUCUCGGUUCCCCUGUAAACUGCCAGGUUUUAUAACAAUGUGAGAGCAGUGUUAUAUCUGACCUAAAAAGCUAUUAAAACUCUGAAGACAAAUAAAUAUACCUGAAAAAAAAAGUGAGAUAGACCCCAAGUUAAGAAACACAACCCUACUUUAGGAAAUCUCUUUCAUAUUUAAGUAUUAAAACUGUUUCUCCUCCCGAGACUUAGUCUGCCCAAGUGAUGUAAAUUCCCCAUUAUGGUUGACAUCAUAUCUGUAAACAUCUCACUAAAUGCAAAAUGAAGUUCACAUUUACACGCAUACCAGUGGGAAGAAAAGUAAACCAUUCUCGCUUGCAUUUAGCUAUGUUGUUCAAAUGUCACCAACUGAACCUCAAGAAAGAAUUUGGUUUUGCCCACAAUGUAUAUCACUUUCCUCUUGGCUAGGCGGCUGGUGUUAACACUAGGUUUAGGUUUAGCAUUCACGCCAGAGAAAUGUUUAUGGAUAUUGUAGAAAACUUAUUUUAAAAUCCUGAUUUCUCGUCAGCGCAUUUGCAUACUGUGCUGAUUAAUAAAUUAGGCACCAAUCAUGUGUAAAUCAAUGUAAAUCACUAGUUUAUGUACAUAAUAUAAACUAUGUAAACUUCAUUUUUCAUGCAGAGCCCAAGUUCAGCUAAACCUAUAAAUCUUAAAGAAAGAGAAGUCCAAAUAAGAAGAACAAAUGCCAAAGCUUUUGACAGGUCAGUGGUCUAAGAAGAAAGCCUGAAGCUCCAAAUGUGGUUGCCUUAGGCAAAGGGAGUAUAGACGCCCAGAACACUUAGAAGCGCUUCCAGCCAAGUAGAGUGGGCUGCGGGCUCUUUGUUCCUUCUGCUUCAGUGAAGAUUCUCUAACCUGCCCCAACCAACCCUUCUCAGAUGGAGAGAAAGAGGACUAGGGUAGGAAGGAUUCGGUUUCUUGCCAGCUAAUACAUAUUAUAUUGUGUCUUUAUUUAAAUAGCUCCAACAGAUUCACCAAUACUUACAUGAACAGAUUACCACACACUCCCCAUUCUUUGGUCUGCUUUAAACUUAACCACACUCAGAAAAUACCUUUAUCAUCCUAAUCUGAAAUAUAUUGUAUCCUUGAGAAACAUCUUGCUGAAGCUCUCUACACUAUUAUUAUUAUUAUUAUUAAUUAUUUUCUCUGGCAGCCUUGCAUAUCUACAUGCCUGUGGAUUAAAAGUAAGCUACAGAGUCAUUUGAAUGAGAAUGUCACUCCCAGGUAUCUCUCUUAGCCUUUCUGAAGUACCUGCUGACUUAACAGUGCCCUAUAUACCUUUAUUCCAACCAAAACAACUGAUACAUUCAUUCAUCAAGAGGGAAUAUAUGAAUGUCCUACCAGACGACUGUAGAAAGAAAUUUGGGUCACACUGAGGCUCACACUCAUCUACUGAGGACAAAAAGCGUCUGUAACCUGAAAGAUGUAUCAGGAUUGGGGUCAGGAAAAUGGGGCUGUUACUUGGGUCUGUCCACACAAAAAGCCGUGAGAUGCUGACACUGGCAAGUUAUUUCCCAUUCCUGAGUUUUUAGUUUUCUCAUUUGUAUAGUCAAGAAUUCAAACGAUACUUCAUGGUCUCUCCCACCUCUAAACCCUCUGAUUCUGAAUAUGAAUUAAAAUUCAUUAAAUGCUGCCACCCACGCAAAGACCCACGCAGAGCCAUGUGCUGGUCUCUGGUUUUCUCUAAACCCACCCCCCCUCCAUCUUCACAACACAGCACCUUCAAGAACCACAGGGGCUCUGGACCGAUUCUGUAUUUCUUUUCUGAGCAAAAUUUCUUAGAGAUACAGAGGAAGGACAUUUUCAUAUUAAAGCGAGGGCACCGAAAUAGCUGAGGUAGCUUCCUUGUUCGUAAUAUUGGGAAAUGUAACAGUUGAACUGUAGCCUAAUAGCCUUUCAUGGGAAGGAAAAUGGCCAGAUUGGGCAUUAUGUACGUAACAAAUGAGGAAGUUGCGCAUGUGAGAGGAAACAUCAGCUUGCUCUUAUGCUUGGCCAAGUGCUUCAUUAUGGUAAAUGUGUGUCACUGGGUGUUGUUGGCUGGUCCCAAGCGAGUUCAAAAAGGCUGUUUUGUGAGAAACAAGCAAGGGAAGGGGUUUCCAACAGAAGUUUCUUGAAACUUGACUAAUAAAUAGGCUGUGAAAUUGACCAAGUGGUUACAGAGAGGCCUUUUUUUUUUUAACAGCUUGAAUUGGUACAGUUUAAAGUAGCUAUGGGUGAAACAGGACACAAAAGCGUAUCGGGGAGGCACGGUUGAGAGAGAGUGAGAGAUGUAAAAGCUAAAACCAAACGUGAAAGUUUCAAGAAAGGAAGGUCAAACAAGAACAGUUGCUGGAGCAGUAAACGAGGGAUUGUUCUGUUGGGCCACAUACUCAACGCAGGUCCACUUGUCCAUCCCACUCUGUCUUCAACAUGCAACUUAACACCUUGUCCAGUCACCUUUUUCAUGAAUCUCCCCCAAAGAGCACAAGGAAUAGGGCUCUCCUGGACACCGAAGAGCAGAGUUCACUCAUCAUCACCUCCAGCAUUAGGAUCACUGUUUAGAUGAGGAUGCACAGUGGGCUUCCGGUACUCUGGACACUGUAAGUGGGAGAGAGACCCGCCCACCGAACACCUCCCCAAUCCCAUCGAUCUUUCCUAGGCACAGUUUUUUGGAUGGUGCUCGUGAGUCCACCCUACAGCUACAUUCUUCCCAACACAAACCCUCCCUGUGUAAUAUCUAGGCACGGUAAAAAUCUGCUUCUUGCAAAUGAAGAAAACCCACGGAGCUAGCUUCCUGGCGUCCCGCAGCAACUCUAUCCAUCCACCAGGAGCCUCUUUUGAACUCCCUUCCCUAAGUCUUUGCUCUUCACCAGAGCAUGAACACGGUUCAUCCUGCUGAACUUUGGCCAGGUUCUGCUCCAUAAGUAUUUACUGGGAGGGGGGAGGCUAAAGGGAGGAAAUAAAAAGGGGAGGGAAGGAUGCCUCCCACCUCUCCUCAGCCCUGCUUUGCCCCUCCCUUUCCAUUUGCUCUCCUGAAGGUUGUAUAAAUCCUGUUCUUGGUUAGACGUCUCCUCAUUAACAGUGUUAUAUACAUAUAAAUAUAUAUAUAAAAUAUAUUCCUUUUUCCAACCCUGUAGACAUGAACUGAUGUUCCCUUGACGAUAUAAAAACAUGGCCAUUUUUUGGUUCGGUUGAUUUGUCGCUCAAGUUACUUUAUUUUUGUUUAUUGGGUGGAUAUUUUUUCCCUGAAUACUAGCUCUGUGAAGGAAAGUUAAAAGCGCAAUGUGUGUAAAAAAAAAAAAAUUUAAAAUUAAAGAAAAGCCUUUUUCUUUUCCUUUUUAAAUGUAUUUAAAUUCUGGUUCUCUCUUCUGUUACUUUACACGUAUGAAUGCUCUGCUCUUCUGUGAUCUUAAAACAAAAUGAAAUAAACGUGAAAAGGAGAUGUGU
Molecule: messenger RNA, 9113 nt
Organism: Mastomys coucha (southern multimammate mouse)
Lineage: Eukaryota; Metazoa; Chordata; Mammalia; Rodentia; Muridae
Gene: Lsamp
Product: limbic system associated membrane protein
Exons: 9
Coding region: 530-1615 (361 amino acids)
Cellular component (GO): neuron projection
Source: RefSeq, a predicted model, not a curated record